GAGAGAGAGUGAGAGAGAGUGAGAGCGAUGCUGCAGCUCCCAUCCUCCUCUCUCUCUCUUCAGUCUCCUGUAAACAGCAGUCAUGGCGACAGUGGUCCAACCGCUCACUCUGGAUCGAGACGUUGCCAGAGCUAUUGAGCUGCUGGAGAAGCUGCAGGAGUCGGGAGACGUUCCUGGUCACAAACUUCAGUCUCUGAAGAAAGUCCUUCAGAGUGAGUUCUGCACAGCCAUCAGAGAGGUCUACCAAUACAUGCAUGAAACAAUAACAGUCAAUGGCUGUCCGGAGUACCAGGCGAGAGCCACAGCGAAGGCCACCGUCGCAGCUUUCGCAGCCAGCGAGGGUCACUCUCACCCACGGGUGGUGGAGCUGCCAAAGACAGAGGAGGGCCUCGGCUUCAACGUGAUGGGCGGAAAAGAACAAAACUCCCCCAUCUACAUCUCCCGCAUCAUUCCAGGUGGGGUGGCGGAAAGGCACGGUGGCUUGAAGCGGGGUGAUCAACUCUUGUCUGUCAACGGUGUGAGUGUGGAGGGUGAGCACCACGAGAAAGCAGUGGAGUUACUGAAAGCUGCUAAAGACAGUGUGAAGCUGGUGGUUCGCUACACCCCCAAAGUGCUGGAGGAGAUGGAGGCUCGCUUUGAGAAGCUGCGCACAGCUCGACGGCGCCAACAGCAGCAGCUCCUCAUGCAGCAGCAGCAACAGCAGAACCUGUCUUCACAACAAAACCACAUGUCGUAGGGCGAUUCCAAAAAAGAAGAAGUGAUGGAGAGCGAGCCAGUUGGAUCUCAAAGAUCAGCGGUUGGUGUCGACACUAUCUCUCAUUUGUGAGGGAAACCAACGAGUAGAAGACUUUCCAUCUCCCUUCCAGUGUUGCAACGGUGACUCAGCAAAAAAAAAAAAGAGGCGUUCCUGAAUAUUUGGUGCUUUUGUUGAAGAGGAAAGCUACCGACGACCGUCCCCUUUUUGCUCUCCUGGAUAGUUCUGAAGUUCCUUUUCUAGUGUUUUCUUUACAGUGACGCUGCGGCCCUUCCUUCAUCUGUACAGUGGUGUUUCUGUUGACUCUUCAACUGGUGCUCGUGUCUCUGUACGAAAGGUCCCUUUUUCGUUCUGGCUUCAUUUUGUGUCCUGUUUUUGGAGAAACUCUUUUUUUUUUUUUACCUUCGAUGCUGUAGCAAGGACAGAUUUUGUAUCUUGUAGGAUUAGCAAUAACACACAGGUCGUUCUGUUUGACUCCCCACCGCUACAUGUUUUGCACUGUACGGCAGCUUCUGAGCCCAAAUCGAGCAGAGAUUUUUCACGUGGCGCGUACGACUCUCGUGCAAUAACGAGAAUUCUGCUCCAAAAUGAGAUUCAUCUGAGAGUUCAAGGAUCAAUCCUUCCAAAAAUAGACCAAGAGAAUGUUGGUGAAUGGAAAUAUUUUAAACCAUAUUUUAAAAGAGUUUAUGAGAGCAGAGAUUUAAUGUAAAGUCUAUUGUUUCAUUUAAAGCA
Molecule: messenger RNA, 1486 nt
Organism: Synchiropus splendidus (mandarinfish)
Lineage: Eukaryota; Metazoa; Chordata; Actinopteri; Syngnathiformes; Callionymidae
Gene: lin7a
Product: lin-7 homolog A (C. elegans)
Exons: 6
Coding region: 83-736 (217 amino acids)
Biological process (GO): neurotransmitter secretion; maintenance of epithelial cell apical/basal polarity; protein localization to basolateral plasma membrane
Cellular component (GO): cell-cell junction; MPP7-DLG1-LIN7 complex; basolateral plasma membrane
Molecular function (GO): L27 domain binding
Source: RefSeq, a predicted model, not a curated record